Molecule: messenger RNA, 420 nt
Organism: Heterostelium album PN500
Lineage: Eukaryota; Evosea; Eumycetozoa; Acytosteliales; Acytosteliaceae
Exons: 3
Coding region: 1-420 (139 amino acids)
Source: RefSeq, a predicted model, not a curated record
AUGAUCAUUUCAAACAAUAUCAACAGUAACAUUAACAAUAACAAUAACAAUAACUUCACUUAUAGCAAUAACAAUAUUAAUUAUAAUAAUAAUAAUAAUAACAAUAAUAACAAUAAUUACUAUAACAAUAGUUUUUUUAAUUUAAAUCAUCCAUUUAUUAGUUAUUUGGAGAGUCAAGAUAUGGAGAUCGAAUAUCUUUCUCAGCAGAUAUUGCUACUAAACCAACAAACACUACAAAUGCGACCAACGAACCAACAACAACAAUAUCAACAUCAACAGCAGCAACAACUCAAAUUACAUAUCAAAUUCAAACAAGGUGGUGAAAAGAUACAAAAGACAAAUGAAACUGACAUUGUAGAGAUCGAUGAUGCAUUGACGAUCUUUUGCAAUAGUAGAUUCAACUACGAGACAUGUCUAUGA